This is a messenger RNA of Manis javanica (Malayan pangolin), 6452 nucleotides long. The record is from RefSeq and is a predicted model, not a curated record. Lineage: Eukaryota; Metazoa; Chordata; Mammalia; Pholidota; Manidae.
CGGGCGCUGGGCGCAUGCGCGCGCGUCUCCUUUCGCCGGCCGCUGAGCUCCGCGGCGCGGAAUAGAAUGAACUCUAACAAAACAAGCCGAGCCUUUGUAUCUGCUUAAAGGGGCCGCAGGCACUUCCCUCCUGUCCCCCCAGCCCCCGCUCCGCAACCGCGUCUCCAGGGCUCCCAGCAACUGGCUGCGAGGGCUUCCCUCGCCCUCAGGAACAACCCGCCAGCGAGGAGAGGCGAGCCAGGCGGGAGGCAAAGAGGAGACACCGCAUUUCUGAGGCAAGAAAGGAAGGAAGGGAGGAAAAAAAAAAAGAAAAUAGCCCAAACGGCGCACAGUGGACUCUGGCCCGGAGCACGGUGGAGCGCUGGAACGUGGGCUGAGGAGCACCGGAAUGCAAACAAAGCUCGCGGGCGCCUGUGCACGGCUCGCGGGGAAGCCCAGAAAGUUUGUGUUAUGAUGACUUGAGUGCGCGAGUGUGCAGAGGAUCGAGGCUGCCAAGUUUCUCUCUCCCUUUGCGUUAUCUGGGGGGGCGAUGUGCCCCCCAUGAACCAGAGGAGGCUUGGGGGCUUGUGCUGUGGGGGCACCUGUCUCUCACUUUAUUAUCAUUUUUCUGUGGUGGGGAGAGGAGCGUAACCCACCAUGUCGAAAGUGAUUCAGAAGAAGAACCACUGGACUAGCAAGGUUCACGAAUGCACGGUGAAGCGGGGACCCCAGGGCGAGCUGGGGGUGACGGUGCUGGGGGGAGCGGAGAACGGCGAGUUUCCGUAUGUGGGGGCGGCGGCCGAGGCGGCGGGGCUCCCCGGCGGCGGCGAGGGCCCCCGGCUGGGCGAAGGGGAGCUGCUGCUGGAGGUGCAGGGCAUCCGGGUGUCCGGCUUGCCCCGCUACGACGUGCUGGGAGUCAUCGACAGCUGCAAGGAGGCCGUCACCUUCAAAGCCGUCAGACAAGGAGGGAAGCUGAACAAGGACCUGCGACAUUUCCUCAAUCAGCGGUUCCAGAAAGGGUCUCCUGAUCAUGAGCUCCAGCAGACCAUAAGAGAUAACCUUUACCGCCAUGCUGUGCCUUGCACAACCCGAUCUCCAAGAGAAGGAGAGGUGCCUGGUGUGGACUAUACCUUUCUGACUGUGGAAGAGUUCCUGGACCUUGAGCACACUGGGACCCUUCUGGAAGUCGGCACCUAUGAAGGAAACUAUUAUGGGACACCCAAACCUCCUAGCCAGCCAGUCAGUGGGAAAGUGAUCACGACGGAUGCCUUGCAAAACCUUCAGUCUGGCUCCAAGCAAUCGACCCCAAAGCGAACCAAGUCCUACAAUGAUAUGCAAAAUGCUGGCAUAGUCCAUGCGGAGAAUGAGGAGGACGAUGACGUUCCUGAAAUGAACAGUAGCUUUACAGCCGAUUCCGGUGACCAAGAAGAGCACACUCUCCAAGAAACAACUCUGCCACCUGUGAAUAGUAGCAUCGUUGCUGCUCCCAUCACGGACCCUUCUCAGAAGCUCCCUCAAUACCUACCUCUUUCUGCAGAGGAUAAUUUAGGUCCUCUACCUGAGAACUGGGAGAUGGCCUAUACCGAAAAUGGAGAAGUCUAUUUUAUAGACCACAACACAAAAACAACAUCUUGGUUAGACCCUCGGUGCCUGAACAAGCAGCAGAAACCUCUGGAAGAAUGUGAAGAUGAUGAAGGGGUCCACACCGAGGAGCUGGACAGUGAACUAGAACUGCCUGCUGGCUGGGAAAAGAUUGAAGACCCUGUCUAUGGUAUCUACUAUGUAGACCACAUCAACAGGAAGACACAAUAUGAAAACCCAGUUUUAGAAGCCAAACGGAAGAAGCAGCUUGAGCAGCCGCCGCAGCAGCCGCCGCAGCAGCCGCCGCAGCAGCCGGAAGAGUGGACAGAAGAUCAUUCAUCGCAUGUGCCUCCUGUUAUUCCAAACCACCCCCCAAGCAAUCUGGAACCGGCCAGAGAAGCUCCUCUUCAGGGCAAACCCUUUUUUACACGAAACCCUUCUGAGUUGAAAGGCAAAUUCAUUCACACGAAGCUGCGGAAAAGCAGUCGCGGGUUUGGCUUCACUGUCGUUGGAGGGGAUGAACCUGACGAGUUUCUGCAGAUCAAGAGCUUGGUCCUCGAUGGCCCUGCCGCAUUGGACGGCAAGAUGGAAACAGGUAGAGAUGCCACUUGGCCCUGGCCCUUCCUGGGUGGUGAGACUGCUCCCCGGCACCUAAACAAGACCGAACGACAUCAUGACCUCAUCAGUUUAUACAUGUCCUUUAAAAGCUAUAUGCUAAUGAUUUCUUCCCCCCUUCCCUCCUUGUUGCAUUUUUUUCCAGGGCUGCCAGUUCCCAAGAAGAGCCCAAAGUCGCAACCACUGGAAAGAAAAGACAGCCAGAAUAGUUCUCAGCACAGUGUUUCCAGCCACCGAAGCUUGCACACAGCAUCCCCAAGCCACAGCACGCAGGCGCUUCCCGAGUACCCACCUGCAGAGGCCCCAGCUCCAGAUCAAACCGACAGCUCUGGGCAAAGGAAACCAGAUCCUUUUAAAAUCUGGGCCCAGUCCAGGAGCAUGUAUGAAAACCGACUUCCAGAUUACCAAGAACAGGACAUCUUCCUCUGGAGAAAAGAGACUGGAUUUGGAUUUAGGAUUCUGGGUGGCAAUGAACCAGGGGAACCUAUUUAUAUAGGUCACAUCGUUCCACUGGGUGCUGCUGACACGGACGGCCGCCUAAGGUCUGGGGAUGAAUUAAUCUGUGUGGAUGGGACACCAGUAAUUGGAAAAUCACACCAGCUUGUGGUCCAGCUUAUGCAACAAGCUGCCAAGCAGGGCCACGUCAAUCUCACAGUGCGGCGGAAAAUGGUGUUUGCAGCCCCCAAAGCCGAGAACGAGGUGCCCUCGCCAGCCUCGUCCCAUCACAGCAGCACCCAGCCAGCAUCGCUGACGGAGGAGAAGCGCACCCCGCAGGGCAGCCAGAACUCCCUGAACACGGUGAGCUCGGGCAGCGGGAGCACGAGCGGCAUCGGCAGCGGCGGCGGCGGCGGCAGCGGCGUGGUGAGCACUGUGGUGCAGCCCUACGACGUGGAGAUCCGGCGUGGCGAGAACGAGGGCUUCGGCUUCGUCAUCGUGUCGUCGGUGAGCAGGCCCGAGGCGGGCACGACUUUCGGUCGGAUUAUUGAGGGAAGCCCUGCUGACCGCUGUGGCAAGCUGAAAGUAGGAGACCGGAUCUUGGCAGUGAAUGGAUGUUCCAUCACCAACAAGUCCCACUCAGACAUUGUCAACCUAAUCAAGGAAGCGGGAAACACAGUUACCCUCCGCAUCAUUCCUGGGGAUGAAUCUUCAAAUGCCACUUUGCUGACCAAUGCCGAGAAGAUUGCCACCAUCACCACCACGCACACCCCUUCUCAGCAGGGGGCCCAGGAGAGCAGGAAUACCACCAAACCAAAGCCGGAAUCUCAGUUUGAGUUCAAAGCACCCCAGGCGACACAGGAACAAGAUUUUUAUACUGUGGAACUGGAAAGAGGAGCCAAGGGAUUUGGCUUUAGUCUCCGAGGGGGCCGAGAGUAUAACAUGGACCUUUAUGUUCUGCGUUUAGCGGAAGAUGGCCCCGCAGAAAGGUGUGGAAAGAUGAGGAUUGGUGAUGAAAUUUUGGAGAUCAAUGGUGAGACCACUAAAAACAUGAAGCAUUCUCGGGCUAUAGAACUAAUUAAGAAUGGUGGCCGCAGAGUGCGUCUGUUUCUGAAGCGGGGAGACGGCUCAGUCCCAGAAUAUGACCCCAGCAGCGACCGGCACGGCCCCCCCACCGGUCCCCAAGGUGUUCCGGAAAUGAGGGCCGGGCCACCCGACCGCCGACAGCAUCCAUCACUGGAGUCCAGUUUUCCACCCGAUCUUCACAAAUCAUCACCACAUGGGGAAAAGCGGGCACACGUGAAAGAUCCGAAAGGCAGCAGAGAGUACAGCAGACCCCCGAACGAACAUCACACAUGGAAUGGAACUUCUAGAAGAGCUGACAGUGGGGCGUGUCGACCCAAGGACCGGGCACCGGAGGGGCGGCGGGAAGCACAGCCUGAGCGGACAGUGACCAACGGCCCCAAGAGGAGGUCCCCUGAGAAGCGACGGGAGGGCACCCGGAGCGCGGACAACACCCUGGAGAGGAGGGAGCUGCACGAGAAGAGGAGAGAGGCCUCCCCGGAGAGGAGGCGAGAGCGGUCACCCACCCGCAGGAGGGCCGGCUCGCCCAGCCGUCGGAGGAGGUCCCUGGAGAGACUCUGGGAGCAGAAGCGCUCCCCAGAGCGGAGGAGAGGAGGCUCCCCCGAGAGGAGGGCCAAGUCCACCGACCGGAGGCGGGCGCGGUCCCCGGAGAGAAGGAACAGAGAGGACAAAGCCGGCCCCCGAGGGAGAGAAGAGGUGAGCCCGAAACAGGACGUGGGCAGGAGUUCCAGACACCCCCCGGAGCAGAGGAGGCGACCUUACAAAGAAUGUAGCACCGACCUCAGUAUCUGAGACUCUGAAUCACAUUCCAACCUUUACUGUGUCAAAGGUUCUAAGAAGAAGGUCACAAACCUGAAAUCAUUUAGUUUCUUACCUAAUGAAGCAUCUGACACUUGGUGAUCCUCUGAAUAGCAACAAACAUUUUAUGCAUUUGAAAUCUUACAAGAAAAAAAAAAAAUAUAUAUAUAUAUAUGAAAAGUGUUGUGCCUGAUGUAUAAUAUUAAAGUAUUUUUAAAUGCAUACUUUUUUGGAAAUUAUUUGCCAAAUGCUGCCCCAAAGGGUUAUAAAUUUUGUUUCUACAUGAACUGUAGAAUUGGCAAGACUUGUUCCCUUUUGGGGGUGAAUCUUUUUCUCUCCUGGUUAAAUAGGGCUGUUGAUCAUUUUCUCUAAGUAAGGGAAGUUACUGAUUCGGUUUAGUUAAGUUGGUAGAGAUUGUUAUGUAGUGAUGUAGUGCUAUCCUGUAGUUAACAGUUUUUCUUAAAGAACAAAAAAAGCAAAAGUUAUAUUUGUAAAAAUGAGAAUUCUUUGGGAUGGAUUAGGAUUUGCUGAUGAUCCUAAGAUUCAUCAGACUGUAUGUAGAGACUACUAUUACAAAUGAAGGAUAUUUAUAGCUAAACUAUACAGCACAAAGAAAUGUUACAUCCUCGAGUCCUAGUUGGUUCAGAAGACAGCUCAUACUCUCCCUGGCCAUAGCAAGGCCCGGAGAGAAGGAGGUUGGCUGCCAGUACCCAAAGGCAGCCCAAGCACAGAUGGUCAAGUUCAUUACCAUCACCAAUACCCUAAUAAGAUCUCAUUAAGGCAGUGCCAUCACAGAUUUGCUCAACUACCAGAAGGAAUGGAAAACAAACACCUUCUGUGUUGUCUGAUUUGAGGCUGAAUAGUAGAUGGAAUGGGGGACAGCACGUCCAGUGUGAGGGAGAAAUAAGAAUCCCCAAUACAGAAAGUAUGGUCUCCUUUUCAUCAUAAGCCCAAGGUUGUGCUUUGCCAAAUUGGGGAGGAGGGAACAUUCGCGCCUUGGUGGACCUCACCUCUCUGUUGAUGCUUAAACAAGUGAAGAAUAGGAAUGCUUAUUCUUAGAAAUGAUGAUGUCCCUUUGAAGCCAGCAUAAAAGCCUCCAGAUGAUUGGAGGGGAAGAAGGACAAUGCCAAUGGUUAUAGGUCCUGUUGGCAAAUCUCUGCGCUCAUGACCCUGCCCUUUGAGUUGUUGGACAGCAGAACAAAACAUAAUGAUGUUUCUUUUCUAAAAGACCAUUCUUUUGCAGUCCCGCAGGAGGUGUAGUUAGGUCUGCUGUAGCCCCAGGAUGUGGUUGAGAUUACUGCCUAGCUGAGCCAAAACGUUUGCUUGUACCUGUUGGACCAUGACAGCAAACCGCUGCUUAUAAUGCAUUGUGUAUUCUCGUAGUAUUGUUUUCAUUUUCCAUACAGACACAAAACUUUGCAAGUCAAUCACUGUUGUUUUCAUGGUACUGUUAAGAAAAAAAGGAAAAAGAAGAAAAAAGAAAAAAAAAACAGAAAGCCAGCCAAUAAUUGUGUGUACAAAGUUAAAAAUUGUAAUUAAUAGAGCCUGUUUAAAAAAAAACAAAAAACAACUGUUGCCUUUUUUUCUGUAUAAAAGAGAAUUUAUGACAAAAAAUUUAGCUGUGAGGAAUGUGAUAUGUGUUUAUAUUUCUGAAUAUGGAACAAAUUGAUUCAUUGGGAUAUAUUUUGAUGUAACCUAAAUCAGGUAUGUAAAGCUGUUUUAAAAUGGGAGACUAUAUAUGUAAUUCUCUGAAGCUUUAGUUGGUUUGAAUAUCAUCAUUUCCUCCACAGUGAGCCUGCUUGUAAAUUAUUAAGGACUUGUUAGCAUUCUCUGUUCUUCACUCAUUUCUUGCAGUGUGCUAUGGACCUAAAGCUCUUCCUGUAUUGAUGAAAAGCAGUAUGUGGGCCAAUCUUUUUAUAAAACACUAUGCAUAUAUAAAUAUUACAUUGUUCAUAGCUUUA